ACUCUCAAAUCUCAAAUUUUCUCUCUCUAAUCUCUAUUAUAUCGACUGCUCUCUAUUGUACUACUCCCAUAGUGUCCAGAGUGCUCAGACUCUCUAGAGAGAGAAAGAGCAUAGUGGAAAGAAAAUGGGUUCAUUCUCUACUAGUGUUCUUCUCUUGUUCUCUCUUUCUCUCUGUGUUUUUGUUUGUGUUUCCUCUCAAAAGAUUGGGUCUUCAUACAGCCUAGUGUCAAUUGAAGAACACCCAGAUGGAGGAUUGAUAGGAUAUCUUAAACUGAAGCAGAGUUCUAAAGUUUAUGGCCCUGAUAUUCCUCAUCUGAGGUUUUUUAUCAAGCAUGAGACAAACGAACGCUUAAGGGUUCACAUAACCGAUGCAGAGAAAGAAAGAUGGGAGGUCCCCUCAAACUUACUUCAAAGAGAGCAAGCUCCUCCAUUAAAACCCUCCAACAAAGCUAAACCCUCCCCAUUCACAUCCUCAGAGUACUCGGGCAAUGAGCUCAUAUUCAGUUACAUAUCGGACCCUUUUAGUUUCUCAGUCAAAAGAAAAUUAAAUGGUGAUACUCUCUUCAACACAAGUACAGAAUCCAAGGACAAAUUCAAUAGCUUGGUGUUCAAAGAUCAGUACUUGGAGAUAUCUACUCAAUUGCCGAAGACUGCUUCAUUAUAUGGACUUGGAGAAAACACUCAACCUGGAGGAAUCAAAUUAAGGCCAAAUGAUCCUUACACUCUAUAUACAACCGAUAUAUCAGCAAUUAAUCUUAAUACGGAUCUUUAUGGGUCACAUCCUGUGUACAUGGACUUGAGGAAUUCGAAUGGCGGCCCAUUUGCUCAUGGAGUUUUGUUGCUUAACAGCAAUGGGAUGGAUGUUUUCUAUAGAGGAGACUCUCUGAGUUACAAGGUUAUUGGAGGGGUUCUGGAUUUCUACUUCUUUUCGGGUUCGAAACCUUUGGAUGUUGUUGAGCAGUAUACUUCUUUGAUUGGUCGCCCUGCUCCUAUGCCUUAUUGGGCUUUAGGAUUUCACCAAUGCCGCUGGGGGUACAAGAAUGUCUCAGUCGUCGAAGCCGUCGUGGAAGGGUACGCUGCUGCCCAAAUCCCCCUCGAUGUCAUCUGGAACGAUGACGAUCACAUGGACGCCGCCAAAGAUUUCACCCUCGACCCUGUCAACUACCCUCGCCCAAAACUCCUCUCGUUUAUCGACAAGGUCCACGCCCGUGGCAUGAAAUACAUUGUCCUCAUUGACCCUGGCAUCGCCGUAAAUUCCACCUAUGGCGUCUUCAACCGAGGAAUGGCCAACGAUGUCUUCAUUAAGUAUGAAGGAGAACCCUACCUCGCCCAGGUCUGGCCUGGUCCCGUCUACUUCCCCGACUACCUAAACCCUAACGGAGUUUCAUGGUGGAUCGACGAGAUUACCCGUUUUCAUAAGCUUGUCCCUGUUGAUGGGCUGUGGAUUGACAUGAACGAGGCCUCAAACUUUUGUACGGGCAAGUGUGCAAUACCGACUACGCAUUUGUGCCCUGACCCGAACUCAACGGAACCAUGGCUGUGCUGCCUUGAUUGCACCAACAUAACAAACACGCGAUGGGACGAGCCUCCGUACAAGAUCAAUGCAUCGGGGAUGUCUGCUCCAUUAGGGUUCAAGACUAUAGCGGCGAGCGCGACGCACUAUAAUGGCGUGAUGGAGUACAACGCACAUAGCUUGUAUGGGUUAUCGCAAGCCGUAGCCACACGCAAGGCCCUUCUAGGGCUCGAAGGGAAAAGGCCGUUCAUCUUGACUCGAUCCACGUUCGUGGGAUCCGGUGCCUAUGCUGCACAUUGGACAGGCGAUAACAAGGGUACGUGGGAAGAUCUUCGGUAUUCAAUAUCGACGGUCCUCAAUUUUGGUAUUUUCGGUAUGCCAAUGGUCGGCGCAGACAUAUGUGGAUUCUACCCAGCGCCUACUGAAGAGCUAUGCAAUCGUUGGAUCGAGCUAGGCGCGUUCUAUCCAUUUUCGAGGGAUCAUGCCAAUUUCGCAUCGCCGAGGCAAGAGCUCUAUCAGUGGGAGUCUGUUGCGAAGUCUGCUCGUAACGCACUAGGUCUUCGAUACAAAUUGCUACCAUAUCUCUACACGUUGAACUAUGAGGCACAUCUCACAGGCGCACCAAUGGCUCGUCCGGUGUUCUUCUCGUUCCCGACCUUCACCGAGAGCUACGGGUUGAGCACGCAGUUCUUGCUCGGUAGGAGCGUAAUGGUGUCGCCCGUGCUCAAGCAAGGGGCGACAGAGGUGGACGCGAUGUUCCCUCCGGGUACAUGGUACAAUCUCUUCGACGUGACAAAGGCAGUGAUAUCGAAAGAUGCACGACUCGUUUCGCUUGACGCGCCGCUCAACGAGGUGAACGUGCACGUGUACCAGAACACGAUACUCCCGAUGCAACAGGGAGGGAUGAUAUCAAAGGAGGCGAGGACUACACCUUUCACGCUGGUGGUGGCGUUCCCAAUGGAGGCGAUGGAGGCGGAGGCGAGGGGGGAGUUGUAUGUCGACGAUGAUGAGAGGCCGGAGAUGAAGCUAGUCGAAGGGGAGGCGACUUACGUCGAGUUCCGGGCAAGGGUGAAGGGGGGGAAGAGUGUGGAAGUGUGGUCGGAAGUGGAGAUGGGGAAGUUCAGUAUGGAGAAGGGUUUGGUGAUCGAGAAGGUGAGGGUUUUGGGGUUGGGGGGAGUGGGAAGUGGACUGACAAUGGAAGUGGAUGGGGAGGUGAUGAAGGAGAUGAGUAGGGUUUAUGUUGGUGAGGGGGAGAGCGUGAAGGAUGAGGAGAAGUUGGAGGGAGGGAAUAAGAGGAAGGGGAUGGUGGUGGAGGUUGGAGGGCUUGAGUUGCCACUGGGGAAGAAAUUCCACAUGUCUUGGCAAAUGGGGAUCAAGCCAUGAAGGGUUUUUGGCUAUGUUGGUGUCUGUCGUCGUUGUGGUCUCUUUUGACGUAGCUCUAUGCAUCUUUUCGUGUGGUUUGUUUGUGUUUGUUCUUUUCCCUCUUUUAACUUUUUCAUUUUCGAAGAGGCAUGAUAACAUGCAAGUGCCGUGUGGAGAAUGGGAGGUGAAAUUGUGGAAGCUAAUUUAGACCAUUGAAGUUCUCAAAUCUAUUUCUGCUUUGUUCUUAUCA
Asparagus officinalis (garden asparagus) is the source of this 3125-nucleotide messenger RNA. RefSeq names its product alpha-xylosidase 1-like. The record is from RefSeq and is a predicted model, not a curated record. Gene Ontology annotation, biological process: carbohydrate metabolic process. NCBI's taxonomy places the organism in Eukaryota, Viridiplantae, Streptophyta, Magnoliopsida, Asparagales, Asparagaceae. The coding region runs from base 125 to 2896 and encodes 923 amino acids. The transcript is spliced from 3 exons. Gene Ontology annotation, molecular function: hydrolase activity, hydrolyzing O-glycosyl compounds; carbohydrate binding.